AUAUGUGACAAAUAAAGGCUUCUAAAGCUUUAACUUUUUGAAAAAAGGAAAGUCUUCAGGGCAGAGGAGUUUGCAGAGAAACACUUUGUGGUUUCUCAUGUACACGACAAGCUGAAAUAGUUUUUUUGUCUUAACUUCAAGAGAAAGAAAAAAGAGGCUGAUGAGGGAACAACUCUUUAUAGCUGUUAAGACAUGUGAGAACAGGAACUAACCUCUGUUGCAGACCUUGCACAUCAACUAACUAUAAAUGGAUAAAAGAUGCAUAGAAAAAGACCAUCAGUCUCGUGAGCUCAUGAGUUUCACUGUGAGAAGACAGCAGAAGUGGACACUUUCACGAACACCAAACUGAACGACACCUCAAGGACCAGGAUGCUGAGACUUUCUCUCUAUUUACUGCUUGUCAGCGUUCUUAGAGCUUCUCUGUUGGCUGAUGGCGCUAACAUACGACUCGCUGGUGGUAAUCACUCCUGCGCUGGUAGAGUGGAAGUCUAUCAUAAUUAUCAGUGGGGAACAGUGUGUGAUGAUGACUGGGACAUAAAUGAUGCGCAGGUGGUGUGUAGACAGCUUGGAUGUGGUAAUGCUGUCAGCGCUCAUCAAAGUGCCCACUUUGGUCAGGGAAGUGAUCCAAUAUGGCUGGAUGAUGUUCAGUGUUCUGGAAGUGAAUGCACCAUCACACAGUGUUCUCUUAAUGGAUUUGGUAUACACAACUGCGACCAUGGUGAAGAUGCUGGAGUUACUUGCUCAGUACUUGCAGACAUGCAGACUCCUACACUGACCCGGAUCUCCCCAAACUCUGCGGUCUUACCUGGAGAAGUCCUUCAGUUCAGAUGUACCACAACCAGCCCAACAUGCAUCUCUGUAGACUUCAGAUUGUGUAAAACUGGAACAUUAAUAAUGAACCAACCUGCAAAGACUACAACAACAUUUAAUCUGAUUGUAGAUGCCUCACAUCGGGGCCAGUACACCUGUGACUACUUGUACAGGGAAACUGCCUCCACAUCACCCAGGAGCAACUCCAUUACCAUCACUGUGGUGAACCUGCAGCAGCCCAAUAUCUCCUUUAGUGCUGCUGGUGGACCAGAAGUGACAAGGGGCUACAGCUUCUCCAUCAUCUGCUCCACUGAACCUCAGUAUUCAGGAGGUUCCUUCCACUUGAAUUUCAGUGGAUCCAACAUCACCAGCACUCAGUCGGCUGUCAACCACUCAGCCGUCUUCCUGUUUCCUGAGGCAGAUUUUGUCCAUCAGGGAAACUACAGCUGUACUUAUGAAGUUAACGUGUCUUCACGCACCUUUACCUCCACUCCCACUGAGCAACUGGAAAUCACUGUGAAAAGUAUAGCAAAAUGAACUAGUUCUUUUAUUUUCUGUUCGGCAGUUUAAUGGGUAAAAUAUUGUUGUUGUUGAUGAUGAUGAUGAUGAUGAUUUCUCUCUCAGCAUUUCUGGCUCCUUAUAUUAGUAUUGGAGUGACAGCAGGACUGCUUCUCAUCUUAGUUCCAAUCAUCAUUUGCUUUGUGAAUACACAAAAAAGAUGAAAAUAUCACACGGAUAAGAAGAAGAAUACACCACGUGAGUUGCUGUAGUUAUUAAUUAACUAUAAUUAUUAAACACCCCUUUAAUAACAAAUCUGAAAACAAAACUGUUUACAUAGUAUGGAGCCAAAUCUUUAAAAAGGCAUAAUCUCAAUCGAUUUUUAAACAUGCCUUUUUAUUAUUUUAUUUUCAUUACC
Messenger RNA from Ictalurus furcatus (blue catfish), 1726 nucleotides. Its product is annotated as galectin-3-binding protein A-like. Gene Ontology annotation, cellular component: membrane. The record is from RefSeq and is a predicted model, not a curated record. The transcript has 6 exons. The coding region runs from base 370 to 1347 and encodes 325 amino acids. Lineage: Eukaryota; Metazoa; Chordata; Actinopteri; Siluriformes; Ictaluridae.